AUGGUAUAUGACAGGCUCCGGGCAAAGGCACUACGGGAUCGAUGGAAGGAAGAAAUGAUGUUGGUCCAAUUGGAGAUGGAUUGGACAUGUAACUUUUUCUUGUGGAAAGCAACCCAAUGGGGUGACAGGAUGCGGGAAUCAUUGGUGAAACACCUUCCGGGUCAUGCAUGCUACUCGGGAAGGCAAUCCCAAAUGUAUUCAUUGCUGGCACAGGAUGCCCAGGCAGCAUUUCAAGACCUGAAGACCGGGUUUAUAGAUGCUCGAGAUGAAUGA
Molecule: messenger RNA, 273 nt
Organism: Suillus subalutaceus
Lineage: Eukaryota; Fungi; Basidiomycota; Agaricomycetes; Boletales; Suillaceae
Exons: 1
Coding region: 1-273 (90 amino acids)
Source: RefSeq, a predicted model, not a curated record